Molecule: messenger RNA, 411 nt
Organism: Colletotrichum tamarilloi
Lineage: Eukaryota; Fungi; Ascomycota; Sordariomycetes; Glomerellales; Glomerellaceae
Exons: 2
Coding region: 1-411 (136 amino acids)
Source: RefSeq, a predicted model, not a curated record
AUGAAGAGGGGCGGCGGCGGGGGGGAUUACGGUUUCGCGGACGAGGUCGCUAGUUCAAGGCGCAUCCGGCGGCCGUGGACGGGUCCGAUGGGCGACAUCAGUGCGACGCCCGACACGGGAUCUCGACCUCCCAUGGCCCCCCUUCCUGGCAUCGUCGUCUGUUCGUCGUCGUCCACUCCACGACCCGGGAGGAACGGACGGGGAACCAUCAUCGCCGAUACCACCUUCAGGCUCCAGCACCCAUCAACCACCAACCACGCGAACCUUGACUCGUUCUCGCUUAAGGUUCAGACUGGGAACCCCGUCACCCAAAAUUCUUUUCUGCUCAAAACCCACGGCUAUGGAACCCCACUGUGCGACCCUCCGUCAUCAGAGAGGUCAGAAGGAGAUCGCGAUCCUAGGGCAGUGUAG